Molecule: messenger RNA, 2951 nt
Organism: Cydia splendana
Lineage: Eukaryota; Metazoa; Arthropoda; Insecta; Lepidoptera; Tortricidae
Gene: cpa
Product: F-actin-capping protein subunit alpha
Exons: 1
Coding region: 35-901 (288 amino acids)
Biological process (GO): actin cytoskeleton organization; barbed-end actin filament capping
Cellular component (GO): actin cortical patch; F-actin capping protein complex
Molecular function (GO): actin filament binding
Source: RefSeq, a predicted model, not a curated record
GUCAUUUUUCUCAUUUGUGUCAAAAGUGCUAAACAUGGCGGCGGACGGUGACGAAGUGAUUAGUGAUCAGGAAAAAGUUAGAAUCGUUUCAGAUUUUAUCCUCCAUUCGCCGCCCGGUGAAUUCAAUGAGGUGUUUAACGAUGUGAGGGUGCUAUUGAAUAACGAUAGCCUACUGAAGGAGGGCGCGAGCGGGGCGUUCUCUCAGUACAACAAGGACCAGCUCACGCCCGUGCGGCUGGAGGAGGCGGAGCUGCACACUCUAGUGACCGAUCACAACGAGCUAAGCGGAGGACGGUUCUUCGACCCGCGGAAUAAGCGCUCGUUCAAAUAUGAUCACCUGCGUAAGGAGGCUUCCGAGUACGAGCCCUACGAGCCAGAUCGCGUCGCGGAGCCGUGGCGCGCGGCGCUGGACGAAGAGCUGACAGCGUACGUGGCGGCACACUACAAGCACGGCGCUAGCCUUGUGGUGGGGCGCGCGCUUGAGUCAGGUGCCGUGUCGCUCGUCGCCUGCAUCGAGGACCACCAGUUCCAGCCCAAGAACUACUGGAACGGCCGCUGGCGCUCGGUGUGGUCGCUGACCGUGGGUGGAGGCGCCGCCGAGCUGCGCGGCGUGCUGCGCGUGCAGGUGCACUACUACGAGGACGGAAACGUCCAGUUAGUCAGCUCGAAAGAGGUCCGCGCGCCCAUAGUCGCGAAUAGUGAGACUGCGACCGCUAAGGAGUUCGUGAAACUGGUCGGCGAGGCCGAGAACGCGUAUCAGACCGCGAUAUCCGACAACUACAAGACUAUGAGCGACACUACAUUCAAGGCGCUGCGGCGACAGCUGCCCGUGACGCGCAGCAAGAUAGACUGGGCGCGGCUCGUGUCGUAUUCCAUUGGCAAGGAGCUAAAGAGCCAAUGAUGUCUCGCCGCUGCGCUCUGAGCCGCAGCGGGCGCUCCGCGUCUCUGUACAUAUUCGCGUAAGAGUAAAUCUUGUUCAAAUGUUUACGGGCUCCGGUUCUCCGGUGCGUAUUUAUCUAUGAUUAUAUAGAGAAAUCGCUAUCGUAACUGUUAAAUUUUAUUGCAUUUUGUUACUGAAAGCAAGGUAUCACUGACAGUUUCGAGUGACUGGUUGUGGUCUUAUAGCGUCUUAAUUUGGUAAUUGUUGCAAGAAUAUUAAAAGGCUUGUGGUACUAGGAUGAUUUAAAUGUCAGUAUUUACACUAAAGACCUGUAGAGAUUGUACUGACAUAAACAUAUAAAUAACAAGGUCAGACUGUCACUUAGUAUAUGUGUCGUUUCAUGACCAAAAGUUAAAUUUCAUUGGUUGUUUAUAACGCUAUGCGCAUAAAAAUACAAUUAGAAAUCACCCUUAUUAUCAACAAAUGAAGUAAUCACUUUUAGUCAGAAAUGUAACAGGUAUUACCUGUCUUUAAAUUAAUCAUGACUCAUAAGGUGGGUCAGCAAUUAAUCUUGAAAUGUAUUUGCUUAUGUUUAUGAUUUACUUUUAAUGAUUGCUUUAACGCUUCAGAUUAUUUUUGUAAACAAUCAAAAAGGCCCAGCCAUACAAAUGAAUAAUCCAAAAUUUGCCACUGCAAUUUGCACCUUUACUGGAAGAAAGAGUUGAGUUUGCUUUGUAUAAAAAUUGAAUGACGCAGAACAAAUGCAAUUCUGUUCCAAUUGGAUAUGAUUUAAAUUUAAUCGAACUGAAUAAGUACUGUAGGUAGAACCUUGGGCCUUACGAGGAUAGGUAGAAAAGAUAUACCUGAUGAAGAUAACAAUGCAACAAUGCUUUUAUGUCAAACAUAAUUCCACUAACAGAGUUUUGUGUAUUUAACAAAAGCUUCAAGUUUAAGCUCUAACCUCUCGUGUGCCGGGAUAAUUUUUUUUCUAAUAGUUUCCGGAUUUGCGGAUCCGCGUUCCGCCAUUCAAGGGCGAUACCUAAUAUAAUAUUCAUACUAUUUGUGUGAUGCAACUGGAAUCAAAAGUACAUGAAAUUUUAACGAUAUAAAAAUAAAACUCUAAAAUCUUUACAGGGCUGAAGUGUCAAAACUAUUUAGCUGAUGGUGAAGACAAAAACAUUGUUAUGUGAGCAAUAUGAACAAAUUCUUCAAUUACUUUAUGCACAUUGUCAAUUAUCAGUAAAUAUUCAUUUUUUAUUAGAUCCAUUCAUAUAGAGAGCAUAGCUAAUUAUUUCACAUUUUCAAAACAUAGCACCUCAGCAAAAGUGAGAAAAGACUUCAAUGCCAAGAGAAUUACAGUCAGAAAACAAAUGUUUUGAUGGAAAUCUUAAACUACGUCAAGUGUGGGUGUUAACACAUUUAUCAAUGCUAAAUUGAAUUGAUCAGAUAAUGAUUCCAUUUUCCUGGCAAUGUUCGGUCAGUGGUCACAUAAUAUAAUCAAAAUCAUAGUUUUUUUCUUUCCUUUUAUGUAGAGCCCGCCUAGAGUUAUAAACAGUUUGCUGUUGAGAAAUGAAGUUAAAUUUAUGGCAUAUAAGAGGUUAAUGUUGCUCGCAUGACAGGGCCUACAGAGAGUAUUGAAAAUCUGUUUCGUCUAUCUUCCUCUGUUGCUUGAAUAUGCAAAGUGACAGAAAAUUGAUGAUUUUUUAAUAUCUAUGUUAGCGGUAGACAGCAAGGAGAUAUCGAUGGUUUCAAUGGUGCAUUUAAUUAUAGUUAAUUUAAAAAAUUGUCCAUGUAGCUUUAAAGCCACUUUGAGCAGAGCACAUACUAAUCCAAUAUUUUUCAAUACAACGGGAGAGUUGCUCAAGCGAUGGAAAAUUCAGUAAAUUAUUGUCCAUAUUUUGCUUCAAGAGGAGGCAAACAUUUCUUUUUAUAAGUAAUUAUAUGCUGAUAAGGAUUAUUUUGUAAUUAUUAUAAUUAUUUUAAUAAAGAACGUACAUUUAAAAUUCAAGUAUUCUGUAAUGUAUGAUUGAAUUCAUUUGAAUAAAAAUAUAUAUUAAAAUGUUGCUAACUA